GAUAUAAACAACGAGCAGACAUCUCCUGCUUUUGUCCAAGUCCAAGUUGAUUCUCAUAUUGGCGAUUGUCAUGGUCAAUGUCUGAACCUGACCAGUUCAAACGGCCUUUGCAAGUUACCUCAGCCGUUCCUGAGUUGAUAGGUUGUUGUUUCUCAUGCAAUUCAAUUUGCCCGGUGAACGAUUAGUCGAUAGGACAAGUACAAUGGCGAGAUCGCUACAAGAAAAUGGGUUGGAACAGUAACAAUUAUAAGAUCUUUGAGAAUACACACAAACGAGUGUAAUACCUCAAUCUUUUGAACCAGGUAUUCUGCAGGUACGAUGGCACAUCAUCAUCACCAUUGCCGAAGUUCGUAUUUGCUGGUUCGGUCUGAACUAGUUGGCGCUAGUAUCUACCGGUACUCGACCUAGCGUUGGACAUUUAAGUGUCAUGUGUGGAAACUACGGGAUGAUAAUGUGGACAGCUCCGGUGGGCGUAACCCCGGAGCACUAUCAGAUCGUGUGUUAAAGCGGAGACAUGCCGGAGCUCAUGCAGAACAAAAGAAGUUUGGCCAUGGAGCCGCUCGAAUAAUCUUCUUGCAUCGGUAAACUGUUCGUGGAUGAACACUUCAGUUCCCAUGGCUAUUCGAUGGAAAUUAGAUAAUCCGUUAAUUCAUGGGGUAAAGACUAUUCUGGGGAAACAGACGUGGAGAUGUCGCAUAGCGGGGUUGUCGUUUAACCUUAAUGGCGACAUUGAGGAGAUCGGCAGCCAAAUCAUUCAUGAAGUUUCUAACUCCCAUGUUGCCGAGAAAUUCUAUAUAAAGGAAGGCAAGAUGCUAAAGUUUCGAGCAACAAAAGGGCGUUGAAAGUAUACCUCGUUUGAAUCUCAUCAUGAAGUACGGCAUACUGUCUUUGUUUUUGGCAGCCAUUGCCAAUGGCUCAAAUAUAAUACAGAGACAAACUAUCCUAGGAACUUCUACUGUUAAUUUGAACAACAAUACUGGCUCUACCUCACAUCUUGCUUCGGGUAUUCUCUAUGGCAUUCCAGACACUCAGGGACAGAUUCCCACCUCAUUUUAUUCUGAUAUGGGCUUCAAUUACGGACGAGCGGGUGGUGCCCAAGUUCCGUCACCAGGACGGGGUUGGAUAUGGGGACUGUCCGAAUACAAGGUUCGAUUCGCGUCAGCGUUGUCAAAUUACAAAUCCACUCGAGCACAUGGUGGUAAAUUUAUCUUCCUCAUCCACGAUUUGUGGGGUGCAGACGGAACCCAAAACUCUAGUGCUGCUUACCCUGGAGACAAUGGAAACUGGGCCUCAUGGGACGCCUAUUUGACUCAAUUGAUCUCUGACAUCAAUGCAAAUGGUGCUACGGCUGGUCUUUCAAUUGAUAUUUGGAACGAGCCAGAUCUCACCGCAUUCUGGAACAGAAGUCAAGCCCAGUACUUCCAAUUAUGGGGACGAACUUAUUACAGGUUAAGAGCGGCAUUUCCAGGUGUUCUUCUCAUUGGUCCCGCCUAUGCAGGAUCUCCAUCCCUCAGCAAUACUUGGUGGACUGGCUUUGCUUCAUUUGUAAAGACAAACAACAGCAUUCCGGAUCAAUGGGUCUGGCACAUGGAAGGUGGUGGUAGUGCGAACAUGGGAACAGCUUAUUCAGGGCUUCAGCAAAUCCUGACCACUUACGGCCUCCCUCAAAAGACUGUUAACAUCGAUGAGUAUGGUACUUAUGCCGAGCAAGUCCCUUCCGGAACUGCUUGGUGGAUUUCGCAAUUGGAGAGAUAUAACGCUAUUGGGCUAAGAGGGAAUUGGCUCAGUGGGUGGUCACUUCACGAUUUCAUGGCUGGUCUUCUCGGUAAACCGAAUGCUGGAACCUCAGCUUAUUCUCCCACUGCUACUGGUUACUGGCCGAAUGGAGAAUGGCAGGUUUACAAGUACUAUAACCUGAAUAUGACCGGGCAUCGUGUCGGAACCUCAGCAUCAGCAGAUGGUCAAUUGGAUACUUACGCUACUAUUGGAUCGACUCAAGUAAAGAUUCUAUGCGGAGUACGCGUUGCAACUGGAACUUGGCAAAUUACGGUAAACAGCUUAUCCUCUGUUGGGUUACCAACAUCUGGUACUUUGAACAUCCAUACUUGGGGUUUCCCAAAUACUGGCGGACCCUUUGGUUCUGUUACAGCGUUGAACGAUCUUGGUACUGUGGCUCAUACUUAUUCGGGGAAUAGUGUGACUUUUCCCAUUUAUCAAGUGGAUACGACCACUGCGUAUGCUUUUGAAUUCAAUGUCAGUUAGACAAGGGAACAAGAAUAUCGGUGGAGUAAUUAUGCCUUUUAUUGGGACCACCAAAUCCUUACAUUUAAGUAUAAUCAGUCGAGUUUGUUGUGAAUACAUAGGAAUUUGACCAAUCA
Messenger RNA from Botrytis cinerea B05.10, 2378 nucleotides. RefSeq lists its product as hypothetical. The transcript is spliced from 4 exons. NCBI's taxonomy places the organism in Eukaryota, Fungi, Ascomycota, Leotiomycetes, Helotiales, Sclerotiniaceae. The record is from RefSeq and is a predicted model, not a curated record. The coding region runs from base 868 to 2262 and encodes 464 amino acids.